AUGCGGAACCUGCAGCUGCAGAUCCAUGCGGAGCGACUGCUGCAGAUCCAUGUGGAGCGACUGCUGCAGAUCCAUGUGGAGCGACUGCUGCAGAUCCAUGCGGAGCGACUGCUGCAGAUCCAUGCGGAGCGACUGCUGCAGAUCCAUGUGGAGCGACUGCUGCAGAUCCAUGUGGAGCGACUGCUGCAGAUCCAUGCGGAGCGACUGCUGCAGAUCCAUGCGGAGCGACUGCUGCAGAUCCAUGCGGAGCGACUGCUGCAGAUCCAUGCGGAGCCUGCAGCUGCAGCAUCGGCCUCUCGUGACUCCAGCUCCAUUCCACUGAUACCACCACCGGCCCUUGGUCUCCGGCGAGGUGGGUGUGGGGGGUCGGGUUGGGUAGAGGACCAGGAAGAGUCCGCGGAAAAACUGGCGCGUGUUUUUUUCGGAGUUUUCCAACAGACUUCACCAGCUCAGACAGAUCACAGCAGCCCGCCUGGAGACCGGAGAGAAGCAAAGCCCUGCAGCCUCUCCGUGUCUAACUAG
Molecule: messenger RNA, 522 nt
Organism: Knipowitschia caucasica
Lineage: Eukaryota; Metazoa; Chordata; Actinopteri; Gobiiformes; Gobiidae
Source: the annotation of a GenBank genome assembly